GUGUUUGAGCAAGUUCCCCCAUAAUUCGCGGCGCGAUUGCCGGCAUGCUUGCUCGGGCCAGACUGUCGUGAGACGGCAUCUCGUUUCUACAUAUCAUGGCGCUGUAUCUGCAGUCGCCGGGUCUGGUUCGACGUCUGCCAUAUCGGUUUUGACAUUCCAUUCCACGGUCGAGCACUUGACACCUAUCCACCCAAACUCAACGUCCCAAGAACACCAUCGCCCAUCAUGCACGGAAUGUCAGGAAUGGCCGGAAUGGCUCCCAACAGCACUUGCGUCACAGAGAUGCUGUGGAAUUGGCGUGUCGAAGACGCCUGCUUCCUCUCCGAAUCAUGGCACGUGACCAACAACGGCAUGAUGGCCGCCAGCUGCAUCGGCGCGGGUCUUUUAGUCGUCUGCCUCGAAUUCCUGCGACGAGUAAGCCACGAAUACGACGCUCUACUCCUCCGCCAGUUCCAGCGACAACUCAACCUACAACGUGCUGCUCUUGCUGCUGCGACACCCACCAACUGCUGCGACGGUCCUACUUCGACUCUCGGUCUCCAACACGCUACCUUCCGCGCCACGGCCCUUCAACAACUUGUUCGCGCGUCCAUUCACGGUUUGACCCUCGGUCUUGCGUACAUCAUCAUGUUGCUGGUCAUGCACUUCAACGGCUACAUCUUCAUCUCCAUCAUACUCGGUGCUGUGCUGGGCAAGUUCCUGUGCGACUGGAUGGUGGUCAGAAUACCAUACGGUCAGGUCGAUGAGAAGGACACACGACGCUCCUCGAUUGAGGCGGCAGGGCCAACUGGUUGCUGUGCGUAGAUGAAAGAGGACGAGCUGGUUGCGGCGAACUUUGACGAUUAGAUACCCUAUGAUUGCGAAUGAAUUCUUUUUUCCCU
Alternaria rosae is the source of this 881-nucleotide messenger RNA. Its product is annotated as Ctr copper transporter family-domain-containing protein. Gene Ontology annotation, cellular component: membrane. The transcript is spliced from 2 exons. Gene Ontology annotation, biological process: copper ion transmembrane transport. Gene Ontology annotation, molecular function: copper ion transmembrane transporter activity. The record is from RefSeq and is a predicted model, not a curated record. NCBI's taxonomy places the organism in Eukaryota, Fungi, Ascomycota, Dothideomycetes, Pleosporales, Pleosporaceae. The coding region runs from base 226 to 804 and encodes 192 amino acids.